Patella vulgata (common limpet) is the source of this 1791-nucleotide messenger RNA. RefSeq names its product mesenchyme-specific cell surface glycoprotein. The transcript has 10 exons. Gene Ontology annotation, molecular function: protein binding. The record is from RefSeq and is a predicted model, not a curated record. NCBI's taxonomy places the organism in Eukaryota, Metazoa, Mollusca, Gastropoda, Patellidae. The coding region runs from base 1 to 1707 and encodes 568 amino acids.
AUGACCCCGAAACAAGUCCUGGGAUUAUGCCUGUUAGUGUUGCUGGUUGGUCAAGGAACUUCCCUUUAUCUGUUGAAUAGACUGAGCUAUUUGAGAUUACCAUCGUAUGACGCUUCUUCUAACGACCAGGUCUAUAAACUAUUUGGAGGAACUGCCGAAGAAAGCGCUUAUGACGCAAACGAACAAAUUUUAUACGUUGUUGGUGAAGAAUCUUAUGUUCUUCAUAUCAUUGAUAUGUCUAACCCAAGAGCUCCUGCAAUUCUGAUGGAACACCGUUUCCUGGUUACAGAUGGGGUUCCAAGGGAUGUAGAAGUCUGUGGUACUCGAGUUGUCGUCUCUCUGUCCUCGCCUGUAGCUGUUUAUGAUGGCCAUGUUAAGUUCUUCCGAGCAUAUGAUAGAGUAUCUCAGACCUUUGCUUACGAGAGCCAGCUUCCAGUUGGUGUAUUUCCGGACAACAUUAAAUUUACAUCAGGGUGCAGUAAAUUGAUUGUUGCUAACGAAGGACGACAUGGUAAAGACCCAUUCAAUAGAUUCAGCGAUCCCGAGGGAUCCGUGAGUAUAAUAUCCAUACCUACCACAGGAAGUCCAACAGAAAGAAUCGCUGAUUUCAACCAGUUCAAUAGCAGACAAGAUAUUCGACACGUGUCUGCUUUCGCGCCAAAUUCUGAAAUAAUGAGAGCCACAUUAGCCCAAGAUUUGGAACCAGAAUAUAUUGCUGUAUCGAGUGACGGAAAUACCGCUUAUGUUACUUUACAGGAAAAUAACGCCAUUGCACAAUUAGAUCUCAGGCAAGGAAUAGUAACUCAGUUGUUCAAUCUUGGUACUAAAGACUGGUCAGAUCUCCAACUUGAUGCUAGUGACAGGGAUGGAGGUAUCCACCCGCGAUCUUUCCCAAUCAGAGGUUUAUAUCAACCAGAUGGUUUAAAGACAUUUAGUAUUGGUAGAAGAAACUAUCUUGUAACAGUUAAUGAAGGAGCCGUUAAAUCUUAUACUAAAGAAAUUGAUGGUUUGGUCUGGUCUGAUGGGGUUCUAGCUGAUAGUCUUGGAAGAGGUAACCAUCUGAACGAAAUUGCAAUUAAUAACCAAACAUUUAUCAAUGAACUUAGUCAAGACAGUCGAUUGGGUCGAUUAUUGGUAUCUUCAAUUGAUGGAGCAACUCUGUAUGGCUUACAGUCGAUCCAUACUUAUGGUGGACGAGGUUUCAGUAUUUGGGAAACAUCUAAAAUGUCAGAACCUGUUUACGACAGUGCAGAUGAUAUACAGAAAAUCAAUUCUCAAGCAUUUAAAACUAUAUUUAAUACCGAUUGUGCUGCAUGGACCAACCAAUCACCAGAGACACUUAGAGAUACCACAUCAGAUAACAUGGGUCCUAAAUUAAAUGCGAUAGAUAUAGUUAAUGAUAAUGGCACUAUAUUAAUGGCACUUGGUAGCGAGACUAUGGGAGUAGUUUAUCUCUAUGUUAUUAAUACUACUACACUGACGCCAGAACUACAAAAUGUAAAAUAUGAAGGUGGAACCAGUGACUUGUGGAGUGAAUUGUACGACAAUAGCAACGCAGGAAACGCUUACAUCUCAGACAUUGGUAUCAUUAAGGCUUCUCAAAGUCCCAAUAACCAAACUCUAGUAUAUGUAGUAAGUAACGGAUCUGGAUCUGUGGCUGUAUAUAGUGUAACUGACAAACCCAGUGUUAGCAAUCCACUUGGUUAAUAUGUUAUUAAUUCAUUUAUCGCACACCCCUUUCAUUCAUCGUGAAAUAUAUUUGUCUGAACAAGUUAAAGGUGUUUUGUUUUA